This is a messenger RNA of Microtus oregoni (creeping vole), 1452 nucleotides long. It is a transcript of the gene Znf428, whose product is annotated as zinc finger protein 428. The record is from RefSeq and is a predicted model, not a curated record. The coding region runs from base 738 to 1310 and encodes 190 amino acids. The transcript has 5 exons. NCBI's taxonomy places the organism in Eukaryota, Metazoa, Chordata, Mammalia, Rodentia, Cricetidae.
CAGAUGAGCGAGCCUCCAACCCCGGGAUCCAGGCCGAGUCCUUAGGCCCUCACCCCUCCACCCCAAGGCAUCCUCUAUUUAUAAGGCGCGUCCGCUCCUCCGCGCUCGCCCGCUCCGUUCGAUGCUCCGUGCCGCGGACUGUACCAAGUCCAGCGGGGCCGUGAGCUGCGGAGCCCGACACCCGCACCGGCGCGAGCUCGGCAGCCUGCGCGAGUCUCUGAGCCCCUCUUCCCACCGACGGCCAGGAAUGGUCCGUCUGGCCGCGCACGCGCCCUGAACCCCGCUCGCCCCUCGCUCGCACGCUCGCUCGCUCGCCUAGGCUCUCUGAACGCAGGCGCAGUGCCCGGCCUUGCAGCCGUCACCGCCGAGCCUGAGCCGGGGCUGCCGGCGUCGCCUGACGGUGCUUGGCGUCUUAGAAGGUGGUCGUUAAAGGCCCAAGGCAUCGUGGGAAGUUGUCACGGGGCAUUGUCUGGUAUCGGGGGUUUGUCCGAGCCCUUGUCCUACCUUAGCGUUGUGCGGAAAGUAAGUCUGGCUGCGUACAGGAUGUCAGUACUGAGGGAUGGUUCCACCUGACACCCGGAACAUUCUGGAAGGAGCUUUGUGUAAUCAUUCCUCGCUGUCUGCCAACACUCUGCAAUAGAAGAGCUUGUGGCUGGAGGUGUGAUUGGGAGAGCUGGCCGGGGAGGGACCCUGCCCAGUUGCUGCUCUGCUCCCGUCUCUUGUCCCCUCCCCUGGCCAUGACAGAGACCCGUGAGCCAGCUGAGACUGGAGGCUAUGCCAGCUUGGAGGAAGAUGAUGAAGACCUUUCCCCAGGCCCGGAGCCUUCUUCUGACUCUGAAUACACUCUUUCAGAGCCCGACUCUGAGGAGGAGGAAGAGGAAGAGGAGGAAGAGGAGACCACUGACGACCCUGAAUAUGACCCUGGCUAUAAGGUGAAACAGCGCAUAGGUGGGGGCAGGGGAGGCCCAUCCCGCCGGGCCCCCCGAGCAGCCCAGCCUGCUGGCCCACCUGCACAGCCCUGCCAGCUCUGUGGCCGAUCACCGCUGGCAGAGGCCCCACCCGGUACCCCACCUUGCCGACUCUGCUGCCCUGCAACAGCAACCCAAGAAGCCCCAGCCCCUGAAAGCAGGGCUCUUGGUGAGGAAGAGGAGGAGCCAUCUCGCAUGGGGGAGAGCCGGCCAGCAGGGCGGGAUGGAGAUGAAGAUGAGGAGGAGGGGGGUACCUACCACUGUACGGAGUGUGAGGACUCCUUUGACAACCUCGGGGAACUGCAUGGUCACUUCAUGCUACAUGCCCGGGGUGAGGUUUAGGUAGGGCCACCAGGGAGCUGGUGGAGGGGUGGGUGGGAGCAGGGGCUGCGGAAGCUGCAGUCGGGGCUGGGUCCUACCCAUGUGUGUUGUCUUAGCAGUAGAUAUGUGAAGGGCAGAAAGAAUAAAAGCCAGAUUGUGUGUG